AGCAAUAGCAGCAGCAACAGCAGCAGCAGUACCAGCAGCAAUAACAGCAGCAGCAGCAACUACAGCAUCACCAGGAGCAGCAACAGCAGCAACACCAGCAGCAGCAUCAAGAGCAGCACCAGCAGCAGCACCACCACCACAGCAGCAGGAGCAACAGCAGCCAAAGCACCAGCAGCAGCACCAACACCGGCAGCAACAGUAGCAGCAGCCAAAGCACCAGCAACAGCAACAGCAGCAGCAACAGCAGCAGCAGUACCAACAGCACCAGCAGCUACAGCAGCUAGCAGCAGCAGCACCAACAGCAGCAGCACGAACAACAAUAGGGAGAGCAGCAGUAGCAGCAACAGCAGCAUCAGCAAUAGCAGCAGCAACAGCAACAGCAGUAGCAGCAGCAAUAACAGUACCAGCAGCAACUACAGCAUCACCAUCGGCAGCAACAGCUGCAACACCAGC
This is a messenger RNA of Carcharodon carcharias (great white shark), 453 nucleotides long. RefSeq lists its product as uncharacterized. Lineage: Eukaryota; Metazoa; Chordata; Chondrichthyes; Lamniformes; Lamnidae. The annotation marks the transcript as partial. The record is from RefSeq and is a predicted model, not a curated record. The transcript is spliced from 2 exons.